AUGGAUAAACUCAAAGAUGCUGUAAUGAAGCUCUUUGUGAACAUUGGUCCUGAACAGAAAGGUUCAAUUCAAGCACACAUCAACAACUUCGUCUCUGAUUUCAAGCCUCCUCAUCAUCCUCCAUACGCUGCGAUGAUACAUAGAGCAAUUGAAGAGUUGAGCGAGAGAAGAGGUUCAAGUGAAGAUUCAAUAUCACAGUAUAUUAGGAAGCAGUACACUGACCUUCCAUUAGCUCACAAUUCGUUGUUGAAGCAUCAUUUGCGCGAGCUGAGCAAUUCUGGUGAGAUCUUGAUGACUGGUAGACAUUUAUAUUUAAUCCCUAGCACUGAUGCCAGGCUGGAGCCUGGUGUUACAGCUGAGAAAGUUAAACUGAAGAGAAAUAAGAAGACACGAAGGGGUAGUGGUAAGAUUGGUAAGAAAUAUGAGGAGUCUGAUGAGGAUGAGGAAAUAUAUUAUGAGGAGUCUGAUGAGCAUGAGGAAAAAUAUGCCGAGGCAAAGGGAAAAACUGGUAGGAAUGACAGAGAGGGAGAUGAGUUGAUUGGAGAACUUAUUCAUGCUGCCAACCCUGCACUGGAGUUUUGUGUUACAGCUGAGAGUGAUAAGCCAAAGAGAAAGAGGAUGAGGAGGGGUAGGGGUAGGAUAGGUAAGAAAAAUAAGGAGUCUGAUGAGCAUUGAAAUAUAUGGCGAGACAAAGGGAGAGGCUGAUAGUUGUAACAAACAGAGAUGAGUUGGUGAAUAUAAUGAAUGUCGACAAAGUCAGAGAACUUAGUCAUAUAAUAAACCUGAAAAAGGGAAUUAGGAAUAAACGAAGAGCAAUCACUGGCAAGCUGUCACCUGGUGUGACUUAAACCAAGUAGAACUCUGAAGCCCCGAGAGGCCUCCUGGAUUAUAGGUUUUUAAGUUCCAAUCAGAUGGAAAAGAUCUGAUUGAACAAGAAGAAAGUGAAAGGAACUAUAAUUGGGAAAGGCUUUCUGAGUCUGAAACACUGCAGCAGCUUGAGAGUAACACCGACUACUACACUGCAAAUUACACUAUCUCUCCAAGUGUAAGGCCUUUUUAUUAUGCUUGAGUUUUGUGUCUAAUAAGUGGUAACUCUGUAUUAAAUACACUAUAACUUGCUUGAUUAGCUAACAAUAGUAAAUUGCGACAGCUGCUGAAAGCUCUUUAUUGCCAUGAUCA
Molecule: messenger RNA, 1179 nt
Organism: Daucus carota subsp. sativus
Lineage: Eukaryota; Viridiplantae; Streptophyta; Magnoliopsida; Apiales; Apiaceae
Product: histone H1
Exons: 2
Coding region: 1-675 (224 amino acids)
Biological process (GO): chromosome condensation; nucleosome assembly; negative regulation of DNA recombination
Cellular component (GO): nucleus; nucleosome; nucleolus
Molecular function (GO): nucleosomal DNA binding; double-stranded DNA binding
Source: RefSeq, a predicted model, not a curated record